Laccaria bicolor S238N-H82 is the source of this 2607-nucleotide messenger RNA. Its product is annotated as vacuolar assembling/sorting protein VPS16. NCBI's taxonomy places the organism in Eukaryota, Fungi, Basidiomycota, Agaricomycetes, Agaricales, Hydnangiaceae. The record is from RefSeq and is a predicted model, not a curated record. Gene Ontology annotation, cellular component: cytoplasm; HOPS complex; endosome. The coding region runs from base 1 to 2511 and encodes 836 amino acids. Gene Ontology annotation, molecular function: actin binding. Gene Ontology annotation, biological process: vacuole fusion, non-autophagic; intracellular protein transport; endosomal transport. The transcript has 15 exons.
AUGACGGAACAUCCGACAGCGACAUGGCAGGCUAUGCAAGACGGAAACGCAUUCUACAGACGGCAGCAGCUCUACUCCAUACCAGGAAAACUCCCUGAUUUUGGGGACUACAUCGUCGCAGGAUGUCAAUAUGGUGGACCUCUAGCGCUUAUGAGGGACAACACAAAGCUUCUGGCUUUAGGGCGUCUAACUCCUGCAGCUGCGAAGGCACAAAUUCAGAUAUACUCUCCAGCGGGAGAGAGCCUCUUGUCAUUCAGUUGGGACCAGGGCAAGAUCAUCAAGUUUGGUUGGACUCGAGACGAGACACUGACAGUCUUGAAUGAAGAGGGCAUCUAUCGACUCUACGACCUGCAAGGAGACUACCAGCAGCACUCCCUUGGCCCCGAAGCUUCCGAACUAGGAAUUAUUGACGCUCGCAUACAUGACAAUGGCUUCGUGGCCAUGACUAGUUCUUUGGCGUUGCUGGAAGUGAAGGGUUGGGAAGGGGGAAGACCUCUAACUUUAGCCAACCCAGCACUCACUCAACCUCCGCACGCCUGGUGCAUCAUACCGCCAGACUUAAAUGUAUCCCGUCAUGUUGAAGUCCUCUUAUCGGUGGAAUCCACCAUAUAUACCGUGGACAAUUUGGAAAGCGUGGACCAGCGCCUAUCUCGAGGACCCUUUACCCAUGUUUCACCAUCUCCCAAUGGCAAGCUUCUUGCGCUCUUAACCUUUUCGGGAACGUUAUGGGUUGUAUCCAGUGAUUUCCAGAGGAAUAUAGCGGAGUUCGACGCCAGCAGUGUUCCUGAGGCAGAAGGCAAUGUUCUGCAGGUUGAAUGGUGCGGAAAUGAUGCCAUUGCCGUUGCGUGGAAGUUUUUGGUUCUUUUGGUCGGCCCUUCGGGUGAUACACUCCAGUAUGCUUAUUCUGGGACUCCUUUUGCAGUCACAGAAAUGGAUGGGGUUCGCAUCAUGAGCCCAGAUAUAUGUGAUCUACUACAGAAAGUGCCUGCAUCUACCUCAUCUAUCUUCCGUCCUGGAUCUACCUCUCCUUCUGCGAUUUUGUACGACGCGUGGGAGAGCUUCUCUUCUCGUUCUCCCAAAGCAGAUGAGAGCAUUCGUUCAAUACGACCUGAUCUGGCGAAAGCUGUCGACGAGUGUAUUGAUGCUGCGGGCCAAGAGUGGGAGCCUCAGUUACAACGGAAACUUCUGAAUGCUGCUAAGUUUGGUCGUAGUUUCUUGGAUUUCCACAACCCCACGGAUUUUGUCAACAUGGGUCAAACCCUAAAAGUACUUAAUGCAGUACGAUUUUACGAGGUUGGUAUCCCAUUAACAUAUUCGGAACAUAACUACGCCUCUCCCUCGCAUUUGAUCUCACGUCUAACAUCUCGAAAUCUGCAUCUCCUCGCUCUCCGAAUCUCGAGUUUCCUUUCCCUCAAGCCAGAUAUUGUCUUAAAGCACUGGGCUUGUGCAAAAAUUCUGCGGGAUGCCGAAUUGACUGCGGAUGAUGAAGUUUGUAAGCUGAUCGUAGAUAAAUUUGAGCAGCUGGGGGGAACGGAGGUUAGCUAUGCUGAAAUUGCAAAGAAAGCAUGGGAGGUGGGGCGGAGUAGAUUGGCUACAAAGCUCCUUGAUCAUGAAUCGAGAGCUUCUGAUCAGGUACCACUGCUACUUACAAUGAAGGAGGAUAAGUUGGCUCUGCUGAAGGCAGUUGAUAGUGGAGAUACUGACUUGGUGUAUCAUGUUCUGCUCCAUCUCCAUAAGAGGCUUCCUCUUGGCUCUUUCUUCCGGCUCAUCGAAGACGGCGGGGAGCGACUUUCUUCAGCAAGCAAACUCCUUGAGGUUUAUGCUCGAGAACAGAACAGGGAAAUGUUGCGAGAUUUCUACUACUCUGACGACCGCAGAGUGGAGAGCGCGAUUCUUUCUCUAGAGGAAGCAUCUAAGAUGAACAAUCCUGCGUCGAAGAUUAGCUCCGUGAAGGCAGCUCAGAAAUUCUUUUCAGAGGACAAGGACCGCACUUUCGAAGCGAAAAUGAUGGAAGAGAGCGUCCGGUUGCUUACCACCCAACAACAACUCGAUAUCGAGACUGAUGGGAAGAUCACCUUUUUUGGGACAAGUGUCAAUGAAUCGAUACGACUUUGCCUGGUUAACAACAUGGCGAAACGGGCUGAUAAGAUGAAGUCUGAUUUCAAGGUACCCGAUAAGCGCUUUUGGCAUAUCAAACUCAAAGCACUUACAGAAGUCAAAGCUUUUGGAGAGCUCGAAACUUUUUCCAAAUCUAAGCGCAGUCCAAUUGGUUAUGAGCCUUUUGUCCGCCAUCUAGUUGAAAAAGGUCUUCCGAAAGAAGCCGUCGCCUAUGUUGCGCGCUGCGAUUCACCAAAACGGGCUGAUCUAUAUGUCGAGUGUGGAGAGUGGCGCCUUGCCGGCAAGGAGUGUAAAGACAGAGGUGAUAAAGCUAAGUUAGAGCAGCUGAGAAGAAAGUGUCCUAAUUCAAUGAUCGAAAGAGAGUUAGAUCAAAUCCUCUCGACUAUGAAGUAGAUAAUGCCGCAACGAAGCACGGGGCUUUGUUGGGUAAGUUGAACUCCCGUACAAUGAUCCAUAAUUAGUGAAGAAUCCAGCCCGCAGCUCCCACUU